Messenger RNA from Carassius carassius (crucian carp), 2116 nucleotides. RefSeq lists its product as uncharacterized. Lineage: Eukaryota; Metazoa; Chordata; Actinopteri; Cypriniformes; Cyprinidae. The transcript is spliced from 13 exons. The coding region runs from base 992 to 2116 and encodes 374 amino acids. The record is from RefSeq and is a predicted model, not a curated record. Gene Ontology annotation, molecular function: ubiquitin-protein transferase activity.
GAAUAAAUACCCUGUACCAUGCAUGUGGGGGUGGGUUAUUACUUGAUAAUAAUAAUUAUUAUUAUUAUUCUUGUUGUUAUUGUUGCAUUUUAUGUGAAUGCAACUUAUAUUGUUUUCUUUCUACAGGAGCAAAAUUCAGAAAUAGAAAGUGCUGUAAGGAAUCUGCUUAGCUGCAUCCAAAGGCAUAGCAGCCCUCAAGCACAUGGAAAUCCCAACAGUUCUCCCGCCGUGGCACCUCAGCCUGGUACUAGUGCUUCCUUUGGGGUUGGCCAGGCUGUUAGUAGGCCAAACACAGUUCAGCAAGAAAUGCAAAGAGCUUUUCCAGCACUUUACCAUGGAAGCCAUAAACGAAUGAAAAAAAUGGCACCUGAACUUGCAAAACUUACAUCUGUAAAGUUCUUAGAAUUCCAGUUCUGCUUGCUAUCCAAAAACUCCCAAAAGACUCCCAAAGAUGAAACAGUUCUCUUACAAGCAGGACUAGGCAGAAGAACUGUAAAUAUUCCAGACAAUGCUGAUCAUACUGAGAUAACCAAAGUACUUCUUCAGGAGUACCCAAAGUUGCAAAACUUAAGAGGUGGUUGGCUGCUCCAAAAAGCCUCAGGGGGCAGUGGACAAAGGAAAACAACAUCUCUGGCCCAGGAUUCCCAGGGCUACACAGCAAAAAUAUUGAAGACGUCCUCUAACAAUGGGAAGAAUGUCAUCUACAUCGUCCCCCUCCAAGAAGAAAUCGAUAUAACCCCGUUGCCAUAUAAUGCACCUGAAUUUCAUAACAUGCCCAAAAACAUCUGCAUGACAUGUGGUAUAUCAGUCCCAUUACAGUUGCUGCCAUGUCACCUUGAGGAUUGUCAAAGUAAUAAUGCGAUAGAAUCUGAAUCUGACAAGGAAAAAGAAAAUGAAGAGGCCCAUGGACUGAGCCAUGAGUCAGAUGUAAUUUGUCUGGAUGCCUGUCCGAUAUGUGGAGAAGAAUUUUCUGCAGAAGUGAUGCCUUACCAUGCCAGUACAUGUGGAGAAAGAUUGGAAGAGGAUUGAGCUUCCAGAAAGGGCAGCUAUACAGUACAGGCAGUGUACACUUCGACAAAAAGAAGACGAGCCCCCACUGAAAGUAAGAAUUGAUAUUAGAGAAGACAUGGAGGACCAGGAGGGGAGAAUAAUAAAUUUUUACAAGGUCCCCAAAAUUGAUUGGACUAGACCUCUUCAAUGCCGAUUGGAAGGGGAUGUUGCCACUGGGGAUGGUGUUCAGCGCCAUUUUUUCAGCAUGGUGAUGCACAAGCUGCAGAAUGGAUUCCUCUUUAAUGUCGGAAAUGGAAACGGAACUGCAUUAUUUGAAGGGCAAGCUGACCACCUUAUCCCAUCUACUUCCCAAGUCCUUUUGCAGAGUGACUUGUUUGUGAUGGCAGGCAGGAUUAUUGGUCAUUCUUUCCUCCAUGGUGGGCCUUCAUUAGCAGGUGUGAGCCCAGCAAUUGUACAUGUAUUAUUAGGAGGCUCCCCACAAACAGCAACCAUCACAAUUGAAGAUGUGGCUGACAUCGACAUUAGGGAGACAAUACAGAUGCUUGCUGUAGGUGAUUCAAACAAUGAUUUAAGUGAGGAUCAAAAGGCAGCCAUUGACACACUGGCAAUGUGUUGGGACCUUCCAGUGUUGACUACAACCAACCGCACUUGGCUGUUACACAAUCUUCUUCAGCAUGCAGUGCUGACAAGAACCUGGCGACAAGUAAAACAACUCAGACAAGGACUGAAGGAGUCAAUGGUAUGGCAGUUAUUGGAGGCCCGACCUGAUGUGGCAUCUGUGAUAUUUCCAAGACAGUCAAUGGCUGACUGCAGUACACAGGUUCUCUUAAACAACAUCAUCUGGCCCAUGGAAGAUGAAGAGUGGGACAAUGAACCCCCAUUUACCACCCAGUGCAGAAUUUCAGGGUACCUUAGGAAGUUUGUGGAGACUGCUGAUCAAUGUAAAUUGAAACAGCUUGUCAAAUUCUGGGUGGGCUGGGAGCUACCAAUGAAGGAAAUGCAGGUGAAAGUGGUGCAGGCAGAAAACCUACAUCCUCCACCUGUUUUUGCAUUCUUCGUCUACCAGCUCAUUACACGACUUAUGACCAUUUCAAAAAACACCUAG